This is a messenger RNA of Drosophila subpulchrella, 2024 nucleotides long. Its product is annotated as ATP-dependent Clp protease ATP-binding subunit clpX-like, mitochondrial. Gene Ontology annotation, biological process: protein folding; proteolysis; protein catabolic process. The transcript has 2 exons. The record is from RefSeq and is a predicted model, not a curated record. Gene Ontology annotation, molecular function: ATP binding; metal ion binding; ATP hydrolysis activity. NCBI's taxonomy places the organism in Eukaryota, Metazoa, Arthropoda, Insecta, Diptera, Drosophilidae. Gene Ontology annotation, cellular component: mitochondrial matrix. The coding region runs from base 172 to 1755 and encodes 527 amino acids.
GGUAGUAGUAUAACUGAUACAUAUUUAGAAUUAACCGAAUUUUUGAAUGAGCGCGGAAAACAAUAUCUUAGUGCGAAAUUAAUUUAUAAGUCAAUUUUGCAUCUGGCAACACUGUCUAUAUGAUCUGAGCUUUCAUAUUCAAUUUAGUAUUCAAAAUACGAAACUACGACGAUGGUUGUUUGCUUGAACCACCUGAGCGGCUUCUGUCCAGCUGGCCCAUCUUGCCUCCAUGAGCACAAAGAAAGGGGCAACUUCCCCAACAUAAUCAAAGAACAAUCAUUCGAGGAAGUGCGUUUGCAUUAUUAUGAGGCAAAGCGGUUGUAUCGCUUCCAAUCCAUAGAUCCGCCUGACUCAGCAUCUAGUCCCCUUGGGACGGCCAGUGACCAACAGGAAACUGUCACCAGCUCGACCAAGUCAGAAAGUGGCGACAAAUGCGAGUCCUCAGUGGCAAAGCCCAAGGAGGCGACCCCGACCACGCCCAAACUGGGCAAUCUGCCAGCACCGCAGAAGAUCAUGGAGUACCUGGACCAGCAUGUGGUCGGCCAGGAGCUGGCCAAGAAGGUCCUAGCGGUAGCAGUGUACAACCACUACAAGCGCAUCCACCACUACCAAUUGCAGCAGCACGAAUCCGACCAGCAUGACAUUCUAAAGCAGCAGGACGGAUCCUCUCUGGAUGACAUUCUAAAGCUCGACCAGCUGGACAUAUCGGGAAACGGAUCAUCGCCCAACACCACGUCGGAGAAAGAGGGAAAGCCCGAUCUGUCAAAUUGUCAGUACAGCAAAGUUCAGCUGGAAAAGAGCAACAUCAUCAUGCUGGGCCCAACGGGGUCUGGGAAGACGCUAAUCGCUAAGACCAUCGCCAAGUGCCUGGACGUUCCCUUUGCCAUUUGUGACUGCACCGCGUUGACGCAGGCUGGCUAUGUGGGAGAGGACACCGAGAGUGUUCUCUUGAAGCUCCUUCAGGAUGCCGACUACCAGUUGGAGCGCGCCCAAACUGGCAUCGUUUACCUGGAUGAGGUGGACAAGAUAUGUGCCAUUCCAGAUAUUAAAUGUCGUCGGGACAUUGGCGGCGAGGGCGUCCAACAGGGCAUGCUCAAGAUGCUGGAGGGCAGCGUAGUGAACGUGAUCGAACGGAAACAUCUAUUUGGCAAAAAGCACAACCAUUUGGACACAACGAACAUCCUGUUCGUGGCUUCCGGCGCCUUCAACGGUCUCGACAAGAUCAUCGCCAGACGCCUUAAUGGUUCUAGUCUCCUGGACAAGGGUCAGGAGGAGCGGGAUAAAUACUUGACCAAAGUGCAGGCUCGGGAUCUCACCGAGUUCGGUAUGAUACCGGAGUUUGUUAGCCGUUUUCCGGUUAUAGUGCCGUUCCGUAGCUUGAAUGCGAGCAUUUAUGUGCGCAUUCUAACCGAACCGCGCAAUGCCCUAGUGGAUCAAUACAAGGCACUGCUUGGUUUGGAUGGAGUAGAUCUAACCUUUACCGAGAAAGCCAUCGAAUCGGUAGCCCAGCUGGCGAUGGAUAGGAAUAUGGGAGCUCGCGGACUACGCUCUAUCAUGGAACAACUGCUGCUGGAUCCCAUGUUUAUAGUGCCAGGCUCAGAUAUACGGGCGGUUCACAUAACCGACGAUUGUGUCAUGGGCAGGUCCCAACCCGAAUACAGCCGUGUAUCGGACGAACCGGCUUCCGAAACCAUUUCCACGGACGAACCGGCUUCCAGAUCCAUUGCCACGGAGGAGGAUGCUAAAAGCGGUUGAAAUUGAAAAGGAAUUCAAAUCUUAAAAUAUUCCAAGUGCCAUAUUGUAUUGCCUUGCAGGGCCGGAUUAAUAGUUCCUAUUAUAAUGCUUAUACUUUAAUGAAAAAUGUAAGCACAUGUACUUAAAAGUACUUGUACUUUUACCUUACAGAUGAAACAGUCUGAAACCUGAAGGAUCGGAUCCAGUUGAAAUUAUUAAUAGUGUGGCAAAGCAGUGCUGAAAAACUCAAUAGUUGUUAGAAAGGAGAGUAAAUUUCAUUUGUAAUCAUU